CAACCGCAACGGACAGAGGGCGAAGAAACGAACGCACGAUGGACUUCUGGGACCAAAUAUACUUCAAACCUAUGAAGAUCGUGUCCUGCUUGGCUGGACAAUGGCCCUACCAAUCGCCGAUGGAGCGAACCAUCAUCAGGUCUCUGUUGGUUGCUGCUGUCGGCAGCCAAAUAAUAUCUCAGAUUGCAGCAGUUGCCGAACACUCGAACGAUCUCGACUUCUUCAUGGAGCUAGUCCCUCCCUUUGUUGUUGAACUCACAUGCUUCACGAAGAUGAUCAAUUGCUUUUUUUUCUUGGGUAAGAUAAAAAUUCUAUUGGAGCAACUGCAAGAGAAUUGGAAGUUUUUUCCAAGCGGUCGUGAGAAUGAGUUGCUUCGCGAGCAUUCUCUAUUUGGAUUUCAAAUGUCGGUGUUGUUUAUAGGAACUUUAUACAUAUCUGGAUUUGUUUUUGGGACGCAGCCCUUUCAAGCCAUUAUUUUACACUUUGUUCUCAAUUCGAAUGGUAGUGUGCCACAUCAGUUUCUUUUUCCAGCUAAUUGGGGGCCCAUUGAUGCUGAUAAAUACUACUUUCCACUCAUUUCAUUGUCCGCUUUAUCUAUUUACUGUGUAGUUACAAUGCUCGUUGCCAUUGACUGUGUCUUCUACACAUGCUGCGGGCAUGUUUGUGGAUUAUUCGCCGCAUUAGGGCAUUCAAUAGAGCAUUUCAAUUUCAAUAAUGAUCCGCAAUUGGGAGACGAUGGAUUCGCAUUUCUUCGGCGAUGCAUUCAGAUACAUAAUAGGGUAUUAGAAUUCAUAAGUGUAAUGGAGGAUGUUUUGACGGUCAACUUCUUGAUAAUGCUCGGAUCUGUUACGAUGGCGAUGAGCUUAACCGCCGUGCAGAUGGUAAUUAAUUUCGACGCCGUAGUGAAACUCUUGAAGAACCUGGCAUUCGCUAUCACUCAAGUUACCCAGCUUGCCAUCAAAUGCUGGAUGGCUCAGCGGGUCAUGGAUAUGAGUCUCAAUAUCAAAUUCAGCCUUAUUAACUCGAAAUGGUACCUCGCCUCUCCGAAAACCCAGAAAUUAAUAGGAUUGAUGAUUAUGAGAAGUGAAAUUCCGUGCGAGAUUACAGCUGGCAAAGUCAUCGUUAUGUGUUUGGAAACUUUUUCAUCGACUGUAAGGCUCUCCGCAUCGUAUUUUACAAUGUUCCUGGCUCUGCGAUAAACAUUGAACUCAAAGAAGAACGUUUGAUAGUACAGGGGGAUUCCCCUUAGUUUUCUGCUCACGAGCUCCACAAAUCGAUUUUCUAUCGACGAAAAAUCGCAGGAGUCACUCCUUGGGGUGCUCAUCACUAAAAUAUAUUCAUUUCCUGACGGAAAUUUUUGUUUUUGUGUUUAGGGGAGGGUGGGAUAAUAAACGACUUUUU
This is a messenger RNA of Diachasma alloeum, 1401 nucleotides long. RefSeq names its product odorant receptor 13a (gene Or153). The record is from RefSeq and is a predicted model, not a curated record. Gene Ontology annotation, biological process: sensory perception of smell; detection of chemical stimulus involved in sensory perception of smell. The transcript has 9 exons. Gene Ontology annotation, cellular component: plasma membrane. Gene Ontology annotation, molecular function: olfactory receptor activity; odorant binding. Lineage: Eukaryota; Metazoa; Arthropoda; Insecta; Hymenoptera; Braconidae. The coding region runs from base 39 to 1199 and encodes 386 amino acids.